GGCAUAAACUUGCGCGUGAAAGAGAGAGAAAGAGAGGCGCUUCACGUGCUCACUCCCUCUCUCCCUCACUCACUCACUCCACUACGCCAGACACAGACGCCACAGGCACAGCAGCCAUGGGCUCUGUUUCCCUCAAGAUCGGCGACGGCACCGCUCGAUUCCGCCGCGCGACACUUUGCUCCUCCGCCCUCCACCUCAUCAUGCUCGCCUCCGUUCUCACCACCAACCUCUUUGCUCUCUACGCCUUCACCUCCUCCCCCUCUUCCUUCUCCUCUCGCCACUCACUCGACUCCGGCGCCACCGCCGACUCCCGUAACAUCUCCCUCAUCUCUGAGCACGUCGCCAUCAUUGUCCGCGAGAUCGAGUCCUCCCAGCGCCGCCUCCACCAGAUCGAACGCGAGCUCGCCGGCUACGACACCUUCGAUCCCGCCAAGCCCUCCCUCCCUCCCGACCUCAAGCUUUUCCUUGCUCGCCACCCCCUUCCCCUUGGCCGCGACACUCGCUCCGGCAUCACCGAGAUGGUUGCUUCCGUCGGCCACUCCUGCGCCCGCUCCCCGGCCGCCGAUCUCCUCACCCGAUACAUGUCCUACAAACCCGCCGUCCCUUGCCCACUCGACGACCCCUUCCUCUCCCAGAAACUCAUCGCAAAGGCCUGCGAGCCCCUCCCUCGCCGACGCUGUCUUUCGCGCCCAACAGUCCCCGUUGCUGCUUCUCGCCUCCCCUUUCCUCAGUCCCUCUGGAGCCCCGGCGCCAAGAACCCUGGCGCCGGCGUCUAUGGCAUCGACAAGCAAUUAUGGAUAAAACCUGGCGGAAAAAACGAUUUUUUGAUCGAUGAUGUCCUGGCUCUCGCCCGAGGCGGGAUCCGGAUCGGGUUCGACAUCGGAGGCGGAGCUGGGAACUUUGCAGCCCGCAUGGCGGAGCGGAACGUCACCAUCGUGACGUCAACCCUUGAAGUAGGGGGAAAGCAGAUGAACGAGUUCAUAGCUGCUCGGGGCCUCUUCCCUCUGUUCCUUUCCCCUGCACAGAGGUUUCCGUUCUAUGACUCGGUAUUCGAUCUGGUGCACACAAUGAAUGCCUUCGAUGAGGGUGGAGCUCCGGCGCUGGGGCAGGCAAGCCGUACCGAGGCGCUUGAAUUCUUGAUGUUUGAUAUCGAUCGUGUCCUCAGACCAGGGGGCUUCUUUUGGCUUGAUAACUACCUGUGUGCUGGCGAUGAGCAGAAGCGUCUGGUGACCAGGCUUAUGGAAAGACUUGGGUACAAGAAACUCAAAUGGGUGGUGGGUGAGAAGGCCGAAAAAAGCAGCUCGGAGAAGGCGCAAGUUUAUAUCUCCGCUGUGCUAGAGAAGCCGGUUAGAGGCUGAAGUACUGCAGCAUUGUUCGAUGGAGGAUAGGUGCUAUCACGGUAUGGAAAAUUCCAGUUAAAUUCUUUGAUCCCCAUUGUUUUGGUUCUUAUAAUGAUAUAAUUCCUUGGCUAGUUAUUUUUAUGGAAUUCAUUUAUCAAAUUACUGAAUAUUGAAUAAAGUGUAACACUGGACUGGUGUUUGUUCUCUCGUUUAAACAACUAAACUGCUUCUGGGCAGAUGUAGAGUAGCUAGGUAUCUUCUUUAGAAUUAAAGUGCUACCAUGAUCAAAUUUGUUUCCAAAACAAAGAAGAAUUAUCUAAUUCAUCUAUAGCAAAUAGCAAUAUACAUUCAUUAUUUUGUUA
Messenger RNA from Zingiber officinale, 1702 nucleotides. Its product is annotated as probable methyltransferase At1g29790. Gene Ontology annotation, molecular function: methyltransferase activity. The transcript has a single exon. Bases 117 to 1358 code for a protein of 413 amino acids. The record is from RefSeq and is a predicted model, not a curated record. NCBI's taxonomy places the organism in Eukaryota, Viridiplantae, Streptophyta, Magnoliopsida, Zingiberales, Zingiberaceae.